Dreissena polymorpha is the source of this 8559-nucleotide messenger RNA. RefSeq names its product echinoderm microtubule-associated protein-like 6. NCBI's taxonomy places the organism in Eukaryota, Metazoa, Mollusca, Bivalvia, Myida, Dreissenidae. The record is from RefSeq and is a predicted model, not a curated record. Gene Ontology annotation, molecular function: microtubule binding. Bases 89 to 5986 code for a protein of 1965 amino acids. The transcript is spliced from 38 exons.
CGAUAUUGUUUACGACAAGAUUCUUCAGGAAUCGGAACGGAUGUUUUCACAAUUGUUUACAUAAAAAUACAUUUCAAGUAACCGUGCAAUGGCGGAUAAAACUGCACCUGAUGCCCAACUUCGUUUGGAAUGGGUGUACGGCUACAGAGGUCACCAAUGCCGCAACAAUCUGUUCAUAACCGGUGCCAAAGAAAUUGUGUAUUUUGUAGCCGGUGUUGGCAUUGUUUUUAACCCCAGAGAAAACCGGCAGCGAUUUUUCCUUGGUCACGACGAUGACAUUUUGUGCUUAACCUUGCAUCCAGACAAAUCUCAAGUUGCUACUGGACAAACUGGGAAAGACUCCUAUAUUUGUGUUUGGGACAGUAACAGUCUUGCUACUACAUCCAUCUUGAAAGGAGGACCAAAUAAUGGUAUUGGGGCGCUGUCAUUCGACAAGGAUGGCCAAAAAUUGGUUUCUGUUGGAAUGGACCCCUAUGCAACCAUACAAGUAUGGGACUGGCGAAAAGGGAAGGUCAUUGCAACGGUCAGGGGACAUUCUGACAGGGUCUUUGAUAUUAAAUUUAGCCCCUACCAAGACAACACAAUUGUUAGUUGUGGAGUAAAACACAUCAAGUUUUGGACACUGUGUGGAAAUGCACUUACUGCACAGAAGGGCAUUUUUGGCAAAGAAGGAGAGAUUCAGACGGUGCUGUGUGUCUGUGUGGCAUCUAACGGCCUCACCUACUCUGGUACCUUAAGUGGUGAUGUCUACGUCUGGAGAGGCACCAAGCUCGAUAGAGUUAUCACCAUGGCACAUAAGGGCCCUAUAUAUACGAUGGAUGCAUCAGAUGAGGGAUUCAGCACUGGGGGUAAAGACGGUGCGGUUAAACUGUGGGACAUGGAUUUCAAACCGAUCACCACGAUAAAUCUGGUCACUGCCAAAGAUGGUUACAAAGGUCUGUGUGUUAGGAGCGUGUGUUGGCGAGGAGACAAGGUCCUCAUGGGAACUCAGGACAGCGAGAUAUUUGAGGUUGGGGCCCAAGACAAGGACAUACCCAGGUGCAUCGUGCAAGGCCAUGCUGAAGGAGAACUGUGGGCGCUAGCUGCCCAUCCCAAGAAGCCUGUCUUUGCUACAGGGAGUGACGAUCAAACGCUGCGCAUUUGGAGUAUGAACACUUUUGAAAUUCUAUCAAAAACAACGUUAGAACAGAAGAUUCGUUCCUGUGCCUUUGAUAGUGAUGGUGGUCAGCUUGCAGUCGGGAUGAUGGAUGGCUCAUUUAUGGUGCUCAAAUCCAGAGAUAUGUCUGAAGUAAUCCAUAUCAAAGACAGAAAAGAAGUCAUCCACGAGAUGAAAUACUCGCCUUGUGGAAACUACCUAGCGGUCGGCUCAAACGAUAACUUUGUGGAUAUCUACUCUGUAGAGCAGCGCUACAAGCGGGUUGGGACAUGCUCAGGCAAUUCCAGCUUUAUUACACAUUUAGAUUGGUCAGAAGACAGCAAAUACAUUCAGACAAACAGCGGUGCAGCUGAGAGACUUGUGUUCAAGAUGCCAGUUGGCAAGCAGGCGACUAACAAGGAAGAGUUGAGUGCCAUACACUGGGCCACGUUCACGGGGGUGCUGGGACAGGAAGUUAAUGGAAUCUGGGAAAAGUACACCGACACUAACGAUGUGAACGCGGUCGACACAAACUACGAGGGCAAUGUUGCAGUGACUGGGGAUGACUUUGGCCUUGUGAAGUUGUUCAAAUUUCCAUGUUUGAAGAAAGGUGCCAAGUUCAGGAAGUAUGUGGGACACUCGGCCCAUGUGACCAAUGUCCGGUUCUCACACGACAAGCAGAGGGUGAUAUCCACAGGUGGAGGGGACCAUGCCGUCUUCCAGUGGAAGUUUUUUCCAGCAGGGAAGACGGAUAACGGCAUUGGGGACCCACAACAAGGCUUUGUGGAUUCUAACAGUGAAGAGAGCGAUUCAGAUUUGAGUGACGUUGGGGACAUGGAUUCUGACUUGGAGAAAGAGAAACAGAUCUCGUAUGAUCGGAACAUGUACCGGGAAGACGCUGAUAAAAUCAAGAGACAUAUGAAAGAAGAGUUGGGUGCUGGGAAGAAGCGAAAUUCUGCUCCCACCAACAGUUUGUCACUGGAAUUUGUUCAUGGGUAUCGUGGGUAUGACUGCCGCAACAACCUGUUUUAUGCACAAUCAGGGGAGGUUGUAUACCACGUUGCUGCAGUGGGCAUUGUCUACCAUCGCGAGAAGAACACACAACGGUUCUAUCUGGAACACACUGAUGAUAUCCUGUGUCUUUCCAUUCACCCUUUGAAAGACUACAUUGCCACUGGCCAGGUUGGACGCGACCCAUCUGUACACGUGUGGGAUGUAGAGACGUUGAAGACAAUAUCCAUACUGAAGGGUCAACACGAGAGAGGCAUAUGUGCUGUAGACUUCUCGGGAGACGGUAAGAAGCUGGUGUCAGUAGGUCUGGAUGACAAUCACUCCAUAGUGGUCUGGGACUGGAGGAAAGGGGAGAAACUGGGAACCACCAGGGGUCACAGAGACAAGAUAUUUGUGGUGAAAUGGAACCCGUUUGAUACCAACAAGAUUAUCACAGUGGGUGUGAAACACAUCAAGUUCUGGACACAGGCCGGUGGAGGUUUCACCUCUACUCGUGGGACGUUUGGCAAGGUGGCCCAGAACUGUGACAUGCUCUGCCUGGCCUUUGGCAAGGCUGACGGGGUCGUGUACUCAGGUGGUAGCGAUGGUAACGUGUUCAUGUGGGCCGGAGUGACCUUACAGAAGACUGUCAAGGCACAUGAGGGGCCCUUGUUUGCCAUGCAUUCUUUGGACAAGGGCUUUGUCACAGGAGGCAAGGAUGGCAUCAUCGGUCUCUGGGACGACCAGUUUGAGCGAUGCCUGAAGACCUACGCAAUUAAACAGGAGGCCCUCGCGCCCCAGUCCAGGGGCAUGCUCUUACAGGACUCCCCUGCGGUCCGGGCCAUCGUUCUGGGUCACGGCAAGAUACUGGUCGGCACCAUGAAUAGUGAAAUACUUGAGGUUGAUAAGGCGGGACCUAUAACAUUACUAACGCAGGGCCACUUGGACGGUGAAGUCUGGGGGUUAUCUGUUCACCCAACAAAGGAUUUCUGUGUCACUGUUAGCGAUGACAAGACCUUGAGGGUCUGGGACCUGUCAGACGCUCACAAGCUGGCCAACUCCAAGCUACUCAAGCAGGGAGCCAGAUGCGUGGAUUUCUCCUUCGAUGGAAAAUUCAUAGCCAUAGGAUUUAAAGAUGGCAGUUUCACAGUUGUAAACUCUGACACAAUGACCGAUGUGGUAACUCUGCAUCAUCGGAAGGAAGAAAUUUCUGAUAUAAAAUUCUCACCUGAUCCAGGGAAGUACCUGGCGGUGGCCUCUCAUGACAACUUUGUGGACAUCUACAACGUGUUGGGUCAGAAACGGACCGGGACCUGCAAGGGGGCCUCCAGCUAUAUCACACAUGUGGACUGGGACAGGCAGGGCAAAAUUCUCAUGGUGAACUCUGGGGCCAAGGAACAGCUGUUCUUUGAAGCUCCCCGGGGAAACAGGAUCACCCUGAAGAGCACGGAGAUUGAGAGGUUUGCCUGGAACUCCUGGACUUGCGUAGUUGGGGCAACAUGUGAGGGGUUGUGGCCGCCGAAAUGUGACGUCACAGACAUCAACGCCGCAUGCACCACACGGGAUAUGGGAGUAAUUGUGACUGCGGAUGAUUUUGGCCUCGUUAAGCUGUUCAAUUAUCCAGCUGUGGGCAAGUUCUCAAAGUUCAAGAGGUAUGUUGGCCACAGUGCCCACGUUACAAACUGCAGAUUUUCCAGCGGGGACAAGAAGCUGGUGACUGUGGGUGGAGCCGACACGUCGGUGAUGGUGUGGAAACACACGUCAGGGCAGGGCAAGGAGAAGACAACUAUGUGCGGUCAAAGUGAUGACUCAGAUACUGACUCGGAGGAAGAGGGAGGCUAUGAUAGCGAUGUUCAGAGAGAAAAGAACAUGGACUACAUGACAAAGAUUUAUGUGAACAACGUCAGAGAGAAGCAAGGAGUGAAACCCCACUUGCAGGAGACCAGUGAGAAGAAAAGCGCAUUUGUGAGCAGGAAUGCACCAGAGCCACCCAAGGUUAAGAGGGCGGAGCUUCCAGCAACCACGGGCGGGAAAAAGCAAAAAAUGACCCAAGUGAAUGACCUUCAGUUAGAAUACAUCUAUGGCUACAGAGGGUUUGAUGCACGCGACAAUCUCCAUUAUGUGAACGACGGGGCAGACAUUGUGUAUCAUGCGGCCGGAGCUGGGAUUGUCAAGAACCUUUCAACAGGCUCCCAGUCUUUCUACCUAAAGCACACAGAUGACAUCAUUUGCCUGGCUGUAAACCAGCAUCCAAAGUUCAAGAACAUCGUGGCAUCAGGUCAGAUCGGGAAUCCCCCUUGCCUUCACAUCUGGAACGCGGCCACUAAAGAAACGUUGUCCAUCUUACGUGGAGGGGAACACAGCAAGGGCGUGUGUUCUGUGGACUUCUCGUGCACAGGGAAAUACGUGGUGUCCGUGGGCUUGGAGCACAACAUCACUGUGUGGAGAUGGCAGGAUGGCACUGCGCUGGCCACAGUGGUUGGACACAGUCAGCGAAUCUUCCGCGCCGAGUUUCGCCCCGACUCCGACAGCCAGUUUGUGUCCGUGGGUGUGAAACAUGUUAAGUUCUGGACUGUAGCUGGGAACCAAAUUGUUGGCAAGAGAGCCAGGCUAACUGAUGCUGGAACUGGAACCAGUAUAAAGAGAUUGCAGACCAUGUUGUCUAUUGCAUUUGGAGCUAACAAUGUGACGUACACAGGAGCAAUGAGUGGCGACGUGUUUGUAUGGCAAGACAACAGCCUUCUCCGACUGGUGCAGAAGGCCCACAAUGGUCCCAUCUUCUCCAUGUUCACAACGCUGAGGGACGGCCUGAUUGUGACUGGGGGCAAAGAGAUGCCGGCCAAAGACAAUGGCCCCGUAAAGUUGUGGGAUCAGGAGAUGAAGCGAUGUAGAGCAUUCCCAUUGCGAGAAAAAGGACUUAACCCUGAUGUUGUGAAAUCAGUUUGUAGGAUAAAGGGUAAAAUCUUAGUUGGCACAAAGGACAAUGAUAUCAUAGAGAUUGCAGAGAAGACUGGGGUCAUUCAGACCCUGGUGGGAGGUCACGGUGAAGGGGAGAUGUGGGGGCUGGACAGGCACCCCUCCCUGCCCCAGUUCAUCACCGCUAGCUAUGACGGAACUCUACGCAUAUGGGACAUUGCUGCUAAGGCCUGUGUAGCCAAGCUGUCAGUGACUGCAGCCCGUUCGGUGUGCUACAGCCCCGAUGGGGAGAUGAUAGCAGUAGGCCUGAAGACUGGAGAGUUCAUCGUGCUACUGGCUAAUGGCCUGAAGACCUGGGGAAAACGCAGGGACAGGGCUGCUGCCAUCAGUGACAUAAGGUUCAGUCCAGAUGGUCAUUGGCUAGCGGUGGGCUCAGAAGACAACUGUGUAGAUUACUAUGAUGUCAGUAAGGGGCCAUCGCUCCAGCGAGCAGGAUAUUGUAAGGACAUCCCUAGCUUCGUGAUUCAGCUUGAUUUCUCAGCGGACAGCCAGCAUAUCAGGGUCAGUACAGGUGCCUAUGUGCACCAAGUGUUUUCUGUGCCAGGGGGGAACCUUGUGUCAGACAAGAAUGUCACCAGCAAGAUCACGUGGGCUACUUGGACCAGUGUGUUGGGUGAUGAAGUCAUUGGCAUCUGGCCCAAAGAUUCUGACAAAGAUGAUGUGAAUUGCGCCCAUCUCUCACACCAUGGCACGGCGCUGGCUACUGGCGAUGAUUCCGGCCUUGUUAAGCUGUUCAACUUCCCAUGUCCAGACAGAAAUUCGGCCCACAAGACGUUUGUAGGACACUCCGCCCACGUGACCAAUGUCAGAUUCACAGCAGACGACAAAUACCUUAUUAGCACAGGAGGGGACGAUUGCUGUGUGUUUGUGUGGAAGUGCAUGUAGCUGAAAAUGAUCAGGACAAGAUGACAGCAGAGAUUGUUUAAGCACGAAAACAGCUCACUCAGAAUGGACCUGAACUUGUUUGCCUUUUUGCCAGGAGAGUUCAAAUAAGCAAAUAUCCAAGAUGGAAGUCAAGAUCUUAAUUGCCAAUGUCACAAUUAAGAGAAUAGUAUAAUCAUGUUUUAAAGCGUGGGAUAUUGAUUUAGUUGAAAAUUAUUUUGAGAAAGUCGAAAUGAUUAUAUGCAUAUUUAAAACUCUAGCAUAUUUAAGAUAAACAACCUUUCACAAAAAAAGUAACCUGAAAUGAUGAUUAUUACUCUUGCUGUUGUUCUCAGUCAUGAAGAACUUGGUUUCUUAAUAAAAUUGUUGAUAAAAUGCAUAGAGCUAGAGUAUACAGCUUUUGGCUUGGUUCAUAAAUCCCUAUUAGAGAUAGGCACAUGGUGUAGAAAAGAAUGUUAAUUGACAGAUUGGUUAAAGGUGUACAAGGUGAAGUUGAGCUCAUUGGUUGUUGAUUGAUUUGUUACACAACAUAUGUACACACUAAAUGUUACAGUGGUACGAACAUGAAUUAUCUGGGGGCUUCUUGAUCCCUUACAUUAAAAUUUAAAUAAAUGUUCAUAUAUCAUAAUUUACAUUCUAAUAUUUCAUACAUAUUUUCCUCACAUUCCAUCAUCAUUUAUAUGGCUUUAAUAGCGAUUUAAAAUGUCAAUAGGAAUAUAUUAGAUGUUUUGUUUAAUUCUUGGUUUUAAUGGAUCAUUUCACAAUUUAAUCGUUACAUCAUAAAAUUUUGUAGUUGUCCAGAAAUACAUUGAUAAUUUGGUUAGUAAUUUUGUGUUUUCAUUAAUGCAGCUUUCUCAUUUGAGAGACCUUUUAUAACUUAUAUACAUGUAUCGGUCCUAUUUAUUUCCUCUUUGCUCAUCAUGAAUAGGUUUGUGAUGCUUAUUUUUGUUAAACUUGAUUAAAGGUGUAAGCAUUUUGUUGCACAUUUGAUUCAAAUAUCAAUUAUUUUGUUGCGAGCCCUUAAAAAAUAAUUCAAUUGUUUAUACUCAGGUUUGAUUUUUGAGUCUGUGAUGAAUAACAUUAAAUGCCGUUCAAAAGCAUGGAGAUUUUCAAGACAAAUGAUAUUGACAUAUCCAAUUUGGGAUAAAAUUAAUAUAAACUUGUUUUCAAAUGUGUACCGAAAUAUACAUGUAAACAUUUCAAACAUUGUAUGAUGUUAUAUUCCAACAAUGUAUCAUGAUGUUAUUUUAGUGCUUAACUUAUAAUGUAAUUAAACAUGUUUGUAUCUUUUUGUUAAUUUUUACUUUACUUACCAUUUUAGUGACUGCGAAAAUGUUAAUGCUGUAUUUAUGGCUACUAGUAUUUGUUAUAAACUUUUCUUAAAUUUAUAAAAUAGGAAAGAACAGUUAUCUCAUUUAUACUUAUACAUAUAUGACAUGUUUUGUUCUGAAUGGAAACAUGAAGUAUGAUUUGCAGAAGAUUUAUAUUAAAUCCAACUUUCUAAAAUUCAUCAAUGGAAGGAAUUCUGUGGAAAAUCACAUGUACAUGUUUAUAUAACUUCUGAGAAAGUCUUAACUUAAAAAAAAGAGUAAAAAUCAAUCAAUAUUUUAGACAAGUGUAUUUGCAAUUAGAUAUGUAAAUGUAUUAACGAAUGUUACUGAUUGUCUCAAUCAUGAUUUGUACUGGUACAAGUUUAACAAGAGAUGUGUUAGUCAGAAACACAAUGCCCCCUAAUGCGCCGCUUUGAAGUAUUUUUUUGACCUUUGACCUUGAAGGAUGACCUUGACCUUUCACCGCUAAAAAUGUGUAGCUCCAUGAGAUACACAUGCAUGCCAAAUAUCGAGUUGCUAUCUUCAAUAUUGCAAUUGUUAUGACCAAGGUUAAAGUUUUGGUUAAAGUUUUGGGACACACGCGCACAUACAAUGACAGACAGGCCAAAAACAAUAUACCCCGAUCUUUCGAUCCGGGGGCAUAAAAAUGUUGAUAUGCAGAGUGUAUUCAUCAUUUUGAUAAAUAAGCAGAUUUUGAAAAUGAAAUUUCCAUUAGCUUCAGCUUUUUCUGAAUAAAACCUAAUAAAACAGCAAAAUUAAGGACUUUUCUAUAUUCUUAAGUAAUUUGGACAAAAAUUGUUUAGCCAGAGUCUUGUCCCUUGAUUAUUGUUUACAUCAAAAAGGCAGUGUAAUGAUCAUAAUAUACAUGUGUUUUGGGCCUGCACAAUUGAUAUUUGUUGUUGAAAUAGUUGUGUACACCCAAAGUACUUGUUGGUGAUGUACUAAGUGCAAUUGUUAACAGAUAAGUGAUCAUGAAUACAAAUAAUUUUUCCAUACAUUUAUACAAUAUUAUAUGAUAAAUUAUAUGUCUUUGAAUCAAAAAUAGUGGCCUCAUGUUAACUUGUAAAUUGUUUUCAAAAUUGUGUAGAUUUUUUAUUCCAUAAGAAUGACAAAAGCACAUGAGUUAUACAUAUACUUGUUUUGAGGCUAAAGCAAAUGAAAAGGCAGCAACUUUUUAAUAGUUGUAGGUGUUGUGAUAGAAGUUAGUGCAUGAUACAUAUAGCUAGAAUAUAUUUAUUAAAUAAA